UUCCCAACUGAAUUAAUUUACAUGCACUCCCAUGCCUUCGAUUCUCCUCCAUUUUCCUUCAUUCAAAACCGACAUAUGAGGGAGGAAUCCAACGCCGAGCAACGGAAAACUUGGGGGAGACAAAGCGCCGAUAAAAGUGGGCGGUAGAGAGAGAGAGAAAAGCGAAGCAAGGCAUCUCAUUUCAUUCUCCAUUUUACCCCCUUCUCUCUCUCCUCUUCCCUCCCUCUCUCUCUCUCUGUCUCUCUACCAUGCCGAGAUCCUGCACUUCUUUUAUUGCGUGAGUAUCACAUACCAAUGUCCUUCUCUUUGCUGUAAGAUUCUUCUCCUGAAAGCUUUGGCAGGUCAAGCAUCUUCUUACACUCCACCGCUUAAUUCCCUCCAUUAAGCAACUUCCCAGGAGGAACAUCGAGACAUUCUUGGAAGCCUGCCAUGGUUUCUAAUACUAUGGAUCCUUCUUACUGGCUCAACUGGAGAUUCUUGUUGUGUGCUGUAUGGGUUCUUUCUUCCAUGGCGGUGGCUUCCUUUUUGAUGUGGAAAUAUGAAGGUUUUAGAACGGAUGGUACAGAGGGAGGAGAAGCUCAAAAUGGAAAGAGGGGGACUUUAUAUGAGGAUGAGGCUUGGAGGCCAUGUCUUAGGACAAUUCACCCUGUUUGGCUGCUGGUUUUUCGGGUUGUUGCAUUUUUUGUAUUUGUGGCCCUGCUUGCUGUCACCAUUGUUGUCGACGGAGUUUCCAUAUUGUUCUACUAUACUCAGUGGACAUUCAUGCUGGUCACGAUUUAUUUUGGGCUUGGCUUGUUGCUGUCUGCUUAUGGGUGCUAUCAAUACAUAAAUAUAGUUUCUGGUGAUAGGAUUGAACGUAUGAGGUUGGAUUCUGAGCACAGCUCAACCAUAUCAACCAUAAAUUGUGAAACUCCAAAUCGCUCUCAUACAAUGAAAACUCCUAUGUUCCAAGGUAACCAAAUCAAUCGAAAAAUUGCAGGGUUUGGUGGAUAUCUCUUCCAGAUAAUCUAUCAGACGAAUGCAGGUGCUGUCAUGCUUACAGAUUUUGUCUUUUGGCUUAUCAUAUUUCCGUUUCUAGCUGUGAAAGAUUAUGACCUCAAUUUUCUACAAAUAGGAAUGCACUCAAUAAAUGCAGUCUUCCUCCUUGGCGACGCUGCGUUGAAUUCUUUGCAAUUCUCUUCAUUCCGAAUUGCAUAUUUCUUGUUAUGGACGUCAAUUUAUGUAAUUUUUCAGUGGGUCUUCCAUAUUUGCAAAUCAAUCUGGUGGCCCUAUCCAUUUCUUGACUUGUCAUCAGCCCAUGCCCCUAUCUGGUACUUCGUCGUCGCGGUUUUGCACGUCCCCUGCUAUGCCGUCUUCUCUUUAAUAAUUAAACUGAAGCACUACUUGCUUAUGAGAUGGUUUCCUGGGUCCCAUUAUCCAGCAAGCUAGAAGAGGCAACCCAGCCAUUUCUGCGCCUUGUGACAAUGAGCGGUUCUCUCUCCCAGUUCUAUUAGACAAUUCUGAAGUCCAAAGAGAACCUCUGCUCUGAUGAAAUAUCCAGAGGAUUCUGUUGGCCAUUAAAGAAGGCAGACUCAACAAUCAGCCCGACCGUUCGGCCACAUCUAUACUCCAUUCUUUUGUAUAAAGAUUCAAGUUUUGUGGGUGUUAUAUAGUCAUAGAAUACAUAUUCUAGGACUAUAUGGGUUCGGGAGAAAUAGAGUUAAUUAUGCUUUAGAGGUGCUGGAAGUUGGUUUUUUUCUGCAUGUUUAUUCAUUCUGAACUAAAAGUACUGUAUGUGAAAGCAUUGAAGUGAAGAUCUUUUGCUCUUAAGCAUGUGAUUGGAAGGAGUGUGUU
This is a messenger RNA of Phalaenopsis equestris, 1833 nucleotides long. RefSeq lists its product as uncharacterized. The transcript is spliced from 10 exons. Gene Ontology annotation, cellular component: membrane. Lineage: Eukaryota; Viridiplantae; Streptophyta; Magnoliopsida; Asparagales; Orchidaceae. The coding region runs from base 430 to 1428 and encodes 332 amino acids. The record is from RefSeq and is a predicted model, not a curated record.